This is a messenger RNA of Zootoca vivipara (common lizard), 2603 nucleotides long. RefSeq names its product leucine rich repeat containing 17 (gene LRRC17). NCBI's taxonomy places the organism in Eukaryota, Metazoa, Chordata, Lepidosauria, Squamata, Lacertidae. Gene Ontology annotation, molecular function: protein binding. Gene Ontology annotation, cellular component: plasma membrane. The record is from RefSeq and is a predicted model, not a curated record.
GGGUGGUAGUAUGUUACCAUGUUAUGUUCUUACACUAUACAAAAGAAGGAAAGUGAUAUUAUAAAGCUCACUGACAAUCUGAUUUCCUUUUCAGGAAAUCCUGUCCCUGUCAAGGAGCUUUAUUUCUGUUUGCUCACCAGAGGACCCUUCAGUAUUGUUAAUGUCUGCAAAUUGUACGUACAGAAGUAAAAGCACAAAGCAAGCAUGUUUUAAGUCCACCUCCAACAGCAAUGCAUGCUUUCAUUAUGCAAUAAGGACUGGCUGUUUAUAGUUAAAGACGCCCACUGGAAAAAAGCCAAUAGCCUAUAGUGCUCUUCCUCAGGAAAAUUUAAGCAGCUGUGGCAAUGUAAUUUAAAACCUCUCAAAACUUUGCUGCAGUGCCUGUACUACUUGAUUAUACCAUGAGUGCUUGGUGCCGUCAGUUCUCUAAAGGAAUCACUUCGCUACAAUAUGAAAAAGAAAACUGAAAUGCAAACCUGGAGGCAGCCUGAAAGAUCCAAGUAGAUGAGCUUGCGACACCCUCUUUCAGAGCCGAGCGAUUCCUCAUACCCUUGCUGUGCCUCCUUGAUUCAGAACCACGCUAGUUAAAGGCUUCCAAACUCAGAUUUCAAAGGAAUACUCUGACUGUUCCAGCUGUUGUACAAAAUAAUUGGGACCAGCUGGAUGUCAGGAUGCAAGUGGUUACAAUUAUAAUACUACUCUUCUUUUGUAAAGCAGCUGACUUUAGGAAGACGAGAAAUGGAAGUUCAAGAAACAAAGCAAAUAAUGGAAAGUCAAGCGGCUUAAGAAAAGCAUCCGGCACUGUCAAGCGCUACACCCCAGGCCCCCCAUGUGAUGUGUACACCUAUCUUCAUGACAAAUACUUAGACUGCCAAGAAAGGAAACUGACAUUUGUAUUGUCUGAUUGGCCUGAAGAUUUAAAACACAUGCUCCUAGCAAGAAAUAGAAUUCGCAAGCUGAAGAACAACAUGUUUUCCAAGUACACAAAAUUAAAAAGUCUAGAUUUACAACAGAAUGAGAUAUCAAAAAUUGAAGAUGAAGCUUUUUUUGGUUUAAAUAAACUCACUACACUUUUACUCCAGCACAAUAAAUUGAAAAUUCUGUCAGAGGAGGUGUUUAUUUACAUGCCUCUUUUAAUUUAUUUGCGCCUGUAUGAUAAUCCAUGGGACUGCAACUGCCAGACAGAAACUCUUAUAACGAUGCUGCAGCUUCCAAGUAACAGGAACUUGGGAAAUUAUGCUAAAUGUGUACACCCAACAAAACUAAAAGGUCAAAAGCUCAAGCAAGUAAAAUCAGAGCAGCUGUGCACUGAAGGAGAAAGACCAGACCCUCCUAUUCCAAAACCUAAACCCAUCAGACCUGAAUUCGACUCUUCUCUCUGCCACAUUUACAUGUUUCCUGUACAGACACUGGACUGCAGGAAAAAAGAAUUAAAGAAAGUUCCUGGUAACAUCCCUCCAGAUGUAGUUAAACUUGAUCUAUCUAACAAUAAAAUCAACCAGCUACGACCUAAGGAAUUUGAAGACAUGAAUGACCUGAAGGUAUUAAACCUCAGUAGUAAUGGAAUAGUUCACAUAGACCCAGCUGCAUUUGCAGGACUCAUGAACCUGGAAGAAUUGGAUUUGUCAAACAACUCCCUGCAAAAUUUUGAAUAUGGAGUAUUAGAAGAUUUGUACUUUUUGAAAAUACUGUGGCUUAGAGAAAAUCCUUGGAGAUGUGACUACAACAUACAUUAUCUUUUCUACUGGUUGAAGCACCACUACAGUGUUCACUACCAUGGUUUGGAAUGUAGAAAACCUGAGGAAUUCAAAGGCUGGUUUGUUGGGAAAUAUGUCAGAAGCUAUUAUGAAGAGUGUCCCAAAGAUAAGCUCCCUAUUUACCCAGAAACAUUUGAACAGGAUACUGACGAUGAAGAAUGGGAAAAGCACAAAGAAUAUCCAGUUCAAACAGGAAAGAAACAUGGGGUAAUUGUCACUGUAAUAGGUUAAUUUGAUCACUGCCACGUUCAAUCCUUUAAUAUUUUUGUAAGAAAAAAUGGUAGUUUAUAUUUUUGUUAAAUGCAGUGUAUGUUCAGGAGGGACUAUCUGUUAAAAUAUUUUUUGGUACUAAUCACAUGAUGACAUUACCUGCUCCUUAUAAACUUACUCUUUUUAAUCUGUUUUGUGUCAUCUUUGCCUAACUGGUAACCAUUUGCAAAUUUUUAAUUAAUUGCAAAUAAAUCACUGCAAAUGAUUUAUUGCAGUGUAAUAAACUAAAACUCUUUAGAGAGUUGGGCUUAAACAUCCUAAAACUGAAAUCCAUGUUUUACCAGAAGUAAGUUGCACUAUGCUCAGUGGAGCCUACUCCCAAUUAAGUGUGCAUAGAACUACUGUCAUCCACUGCAAUCUGAUGCAUAUUGUAACUGUAACAGAAGGCACACACAUCCAAUUUUCUAAUGAGGCACAAAAAGGCAACCACCAAUUUAACCUUUCUAAGUGCCUAGAUCUGGACAAGGACAAAGUCCUAGACUUGUAGCGAGUCAUCUGAUACAGGGGAUAGGCAGCCAAAGUCCAAUUUGUAAUUACUGGAUCCUUCCCAACUACUCUAUUCUGAACUUAGUCAAA